Molecule: messenger RNA, 402 nt
Organism: Cylindrotheca closterium
Lineage: Eukaryota; Bacillariophyta; Bacillariophyceae; Bacillariales; Bacillariaceae
Source: the annotation of a GenBank genome assembly
AUGUAUGAGACGUUCCGUCUCGCAAGAGCCUUCAAUCAAGACUUGUCAUCAUGGGAUGUUUCGUCUGUCACAGAAAUGGUUUUGAUGUUUGAAGAAGCAUCAGCCUUCAAUGCAGACAUAUCAUCAUGGGAUGUAUCUUCAGUUACGAAUAUGUCUGAAAUGUUCAAAGGGGCAGCAUCGUUCAAUCAAGAUUUAUCAUCGUGGGAUGUUUCUUCUGUCGCUUCCCUCAGGGUGCUCUUUCGGGAAGCAUCAUCCUUCAAUCAGAACCUUUGUGCGUGGGGUGCCCGCCUCUCCAAUACGGUUGAUACUGUCGACGCAUUUUCAGCGAACAGCUGCCCUUCACCAGGUAACCCAAACCUCUUGUCGACUCCAGCAAGUCCAUUUUACCACGGCUGUGUCUAG